Messenger RNA from Nerophis ophidion (straightnose pipefish), 2398 nucleotides. Its product is annotated as zinc finger protein OZF-like. NCBI's taxonomy places the organism in Eukaryota, Metazoa, Chordata, Actinopteri, Syngnathiformes, Syngnathidae. Gene Ontology annotation, biological process: regulation of transcription by RNA polymerase II. The coding region runs from base 302 to 1681 and encodes 459 amino acids. The record is from RefSeq and is a predicted model, not a curated record. The transcript has 2 exons. Gene Ontology annotation, molecular function: DNA-binding transcription factor activity, RNA polymerase II-specific; RNA polymerase II cis-regulatory region sequence-specific DNA binding.
ACAGGCGCCGUCCUUCACGCACCGGAAGUUAAUACAAAUACACGCAAGGUGAAAGAAGUUGCAAAGUAGUGUAAACAAUUCCGUGUUAUUGCGCACGUUGCUACUACAUUAGGUCGUUUUUGUACAUUUUCAUUUUAUGUAACAUUUUAAAGAUAUUUAAUUAGUCGUGGGAGGGUUCAUUUGCCGCUGCGUUACUUUAAAGCGUAGCUGCUAGCUUAGCUUAGCCUAGCUGCUAGCUGCUAAGAAAGAGACAAAACGGAAGUGAUCGACGCUUCGCUAAGUGUGCGUGGAAAGUGUGAAAAUGUGUCAAGUAGAAAUGCUGAGAGUGUUGCUGAACCAGCGACUUACCGGCGCUGUUGAAGAGAUCUUUGAAGAGUUAGCGAGGACGGUAGCAAAGUUAGAGGAGGAACUUUCUAGAACAAAAGAGGAGAACGAGCGACAACGUCAACUACUGGACGCUCUUUUCAACAAACAUCAAGUGGUGUUGCACAGAACAGACGUCUCGCAGUUGCUGACCACGGGUGAAGAGCAACAGGAGCGGAGUUCCAGGGCGCAGCCGGAGGAGGAAGAGGAGGAGCCGCAGCCCCCUGACACUGAAGUGGAAGAAGGGGCUCCACAACCGCGGCCCCGCAUUAAAGAGGAGGAGCAGAAUGACAACAUGGGUCUGGAGGGAGAGCCUCUGGAAAGGCUGGAGGAGUUCCCAGUGGUCGAUGUCGUCGUGAAGAGUGAAGAUGAAGAGGUCAAAGGUGAAGGAGGGGCGCAGCCUCCAAGCAGCAGCUCAACUCAGCCCCCGAGAAGAGAAGGUGAUGGAGGAUCACCAGCAGACAUGAUGUUAGCUCCACUGUCAGAUGAUGACGACACAACCUCACACUCUGCUGAUCAGGAAGAAGACUCGGAAGCCGGUGUGAGACGUCGCACCGACAACCCCCGCCAGGACGUCUCUCCAUGUGACAAAAGUUACGGCGGCAAGGCGAAUCUAACGAGACGCUUGAAAAAUCCCCCGAAAGAAAAACUCUUCACCUGUUGUCAGUGCGACAAAACUUUUAACAGCUGGAAAACUUUAAAGGCACACAAGCUCUGUCACUCCCAGGAAAAACCAUUCGGGUGCACCGAGUGCGAUAGAAGCUUCUCCCGGAAGGAUUUCUUGACCACGCACAUGCACACGCACACCGGGGAGAAACCGCUCGCCUGCACGCAGUGCGACGCCCGCUUCAGGCACCGCUCGGGACUGUUUUUCCACAUGAGAAAACACACGGGACACACCACUCACGCCUGCGCCGUGUGCGGCCGCCGCUUCUACCUCCAGGAGAAGUUGAUCGCCCACGCCAGGAAGCACGCGGAAGUCAAACCCUUCAGCUGCGCGGUCUGCAAAAAAGGCUUCGGCGAUCAGUCGGCCGCGCUGGUCCACCAGAGGACGCACGCCGUGGCGGACCCGUUACGCUGCUCCGUUUGCGCCCAGACUUUCUCCAACAAGUUCAGCCUGUGCAAACAUUUGAAGACGCACGCUCAAGUCAAGCGCUUCUCCUGCUCGUUCUGCGGAAAAAAAUUUGGCCGGAAUCAAACUUUGGUGGCGCACACCAGAUUGCAUACUGGCGAAAAACCCUUUUCCUGCCCUAUCUGCCACAGAGGGUUCAGUUACAAUUCAUCGCUGACGAACCACCUGCGAACACACACACAGUGAUGUGAGGAUGUUUCAAGGCCUACUGGAAGCCACUACUAGCCACCACGCAGUCUGAUAGUUUAUACAUCAAUGAUGAAAUAUUAACAUUGCAACACAUGCCAAUACAACCUUUUUAGUUUACUAAAGUGCAAUUUUAAAUUUCGAGCCGAAAUAUCCUGCUGAAACGUCUCGGUAUGAUGACAUGUGCGUGUGACGUCACGCAUUGUAGAGGACAUUUUGUUCCAGCAUCGAUCCCAGCUAUUAAGUCGUCUGUUUCCAUCGCGAAAUUCCACAGUAUUCUGGACAUCUGUGUAGCUGAAUCUUUUGCAAUUUGUUCAAUGAACAAUGGAGACGUCAAAGAAGAAAGCUGUAGGUGGGAAGCCGUGUACUGCGGCCGGCUUGAGCAACACAAACACAGCCGGUGUUUCAUUGUUUACAUUCCCAAAAGAUGACAGUCAAGCUUUACUACGGAACAGAGAUGUCAAGCGAACACGGUUGGAUUGGACCACACACACAAAGUACAGUGUAUUAUGCAGCGAUCAUUUCGAAAGAUCGUGUUUCGAAGAGGGUCCCUUGCGAAGGGCAGAGAUGGGCAUCGCCACCACCUGUCGACUGGUGCUGGGGCCGACCUUCAGGUUGUACAGGUACGACCAUAUAAUCUCACUAAAACACUAGUAACACAAUAAGCAGAUAAGGGUUUUUCCAGAAUGAUCCUAGUAAAUGUGUCUAAUAACAACA